Molecule: messenger RNA, 3438 nt
Organism: Polyodon spathula (Mississippi paddlefish)
Lineage: Eukaryota; Metazoa; Chordata; Actinopteri; Acipenseriformes; Polyodontidae
Gene: stard13b
Product: StAR-related lipid transfer (START) domain containing 13b
Exons: 12
Coding region: 111-3113 (1000 amino acids)
Biological process (GO): signal transduction; regulation of Rho protein signal transduction; actin cytoskeleton organization
Molecular function (GO): GTPase activator activity; lipid binding
Source: RefSeq, a predicted model, not a curated record
CUCAGUUUCCAAUUGACAUACCAGCAGUCAAACAAGAUCAUGAUUUUCUUGAGAAAGAUCUUGUAGAACCUCUUUGCCGGCGACUGAACACGUUGAACAAGUGUGCCUCUAUGAAACUAGACGUGAACCUUCCAAGAAAGAAAAGUGAAGACUCAGAUGAAGAAGACCUGUUUGCGAUCAGUGACAAAUGGACCUUCCAGCGGAGCAGCAGGCGAUGGUCCCGGCUGGAGGACAUUGACUCGUUCCUCUGCCGGUCGGAGAGUCAGGGCCCCCUGGAGAGCAUGACACUGAAGAACACGACCAGCAGUGAGAGUGUGUUGACGGAGCUGAGUGAGCCUGAGAUCUCCUCCUUGCACAGCGAGAGCAGCGGAGGCAGCCAGAGCAGGAGUCUGACAGCUACCAAUAGCGCGACCACAGACUGCUUUGACAGCUCGAGACGGAACUGUGCAGAAACCACAAUCAUGCUUGACUCCUCCUUAGUCACCGUCUCUCACCCACAGGCCCCCAAAGACAUAACAAACUAUGAGCUCUCUUUCAAGAAUGAAAGGCAAACUAGGACCAAAGCCAAGGACUUUCUGAAGCGGAUGGACGCUCUAAGAGCCAAAACCACAUCUGGAAAAGCAAAGACCUCUGGGAAAUCAGGUACUGUAGUGAUUAGCAGCCCUAUGCUGCAGCAGGAGCCUGAGUCUCUAAAAACAAUGCACUGUGUGGAUUUGAUAAAUGGAGAUCUGGGGGGAUUGCUGGUGGAGCCGUCUCAAGGCUGCUCCACCUUGCAGUCCAGCAGUGACAGCAGCCACUUGGAAACAAGCGACAGCACAGAGAGCACGCCCAGCCUGAAGGAUCACAAGGCCCUUCGUGCUGCCCAUAAGCGCAGUGGCAUGUACCUGGAGGAUGUUGACAUCUUCUCAGGGACUCAAAUUAAGAAAGUGGCAGAGCAGAACCGCAGGAACGAGUUCCGCUCGCACGAGAACCUGGUGGUGCACAUCCCCAAGGACCACAAGCCCGGCACUUUCCCCAAAGCGCUCUCCAUUGAGAGCCUCUCACCCACCAACAUCGGCUCUUCUGUGAACUGGCACACUGGAAGUGUCUGUCUGGACAGGCACCCACCACAUUCCAAAGAGCCUCGGCCCACCACCCAGUGCUUCCCCCGAGGAAGACGGAUCAGCAUCUAUGACAAUGUACCUGGAUCUCACUUGUAUGCCAGCACAGGGGACCUGAUGGACCUGGAGAAAGAGGAUAUUUUCCCCCACUUGGAUGACAUUUUACAGCACGUCAACGGGCUGCAGCAGAUCGUGGACCACUGGUCCAAAAACGUCUUGCCAGAGGAUGGGUCAAUACAUGGGGAGUCUGGCUUGCAAUCUUCCAGUCAGAUCACUCUGGAUUUCGAAGGGAAUUCUGUAUUGGAUGGUAGGACUACUCCAAGUGACAGGGACAAGGAUGGGGUGUCCCUGAAUGAGUCAGAGUCGGUGGGAAUGAGAGAAAGGAGAGACUCUGGAGUCGGAGCGUCAUUGACCCGACCGAACAGGAUGAGGUGGCCCAGCUUCCAAAUCUCCCAUCGUCUGAGCCACUCCAUGGCCUCGCUGCAGAUCAGGAACCAAUCAGCGGGACAGCUGAGUCUCCUGCAGAGGUUCUCCCUCCUCCGUCUCACAGCCAUCAUGGAGAAGUACUCCAUGUCAAACAAACACGGCUGGUCCUGGUCUGUGCCAAGGUUUAUGAAGAGGAUGAAAGUACCCGACUACAAAGACAAAAAUGUCUUUGGUGUUCCUUUGAUAGUUCACGUGCAGAGGACUGGGCAUCCACUUCCCCAGAGCCUGCAGCAAGCAUUGCGCUUCUUGAGGAGCAAGUGUCUGGAUCAGGUUGGGCUGUUCCGGAAGUCUGGAGUAAAAUCCAGGAUUCUGGCUCUGCGGCAGAUGAACGAGAGCUCCCCAGAAAACGUCAGCUACGAGGACCAGUCAGCCUAUGAUGUGGCCGACAUGGUGAAGCAGUUUUUCCGAGACCUUCCCGAGCCUCUUCUCACGAGCAAGCUGGGAGAGACCUUCCUUCACAUCUAUCAGUACGUGCCCAGGGACCAGCGUCUCCAGGCUGUGCAAGCCGCCAUCAUGCUGAUGUCCGAUGAGAACAGGGAGGUCUUGCAGACUUUGCUGUGUUUCCUUAGUGAUGUCACUUCAGUGGAAGAAAACCAGAUGACCCCGAUGAAUAUAGCAGUCUGCCUUGCCCCUUCUCUGUUCCACCUCAACAUACUGAAGGAAAACUUGUCACCAAGAGCAAUGCAGAAAAAAUAUGCAACGGGGAGGCCAGACCAGAAAGACCUCAAUGAAAACCUGGCAGCUACCCAAGGCCUGGCUCAUAUGAUCAUGGAGUGCAACCGGCUUUUUGAGAUCUCCACAGAGAUGGUGACACAGUCGCGGAACUCGUACGUGGAGGCAAACGUCCACGCCAUGACUUUAGAGGAGAUGGGUAAGCAGCUGGAAGAAGAAGACGGGACUUACCAGAUGUACCUGGAGAACCUCACACAGGCUCUGCUCAAAGAGGCCAAGGAGAAGUCUAAAGGCUGGGUCACCUGCUCCAGUGCAGACAACACGGAACUUGCUUACAAGAAGGUCGGCGAUGGUAACCCCCUGCGAUUGUGGAAGGUGUCUGUCGAAGUGGAGGCUCCCCCAUCAGUCGUGCUGAACCGUGUGUUGCGAGAGCGCCACCUGUGGGAUGAUGACUUUUUACAGUGGAAGGUGAUCGAGACACUGGACAAACAGACUGAAAUCUUUCAGUAUGUCCUCAACAGCAUGGCACCCCAUCCUAGCAGGGACUUUGUAGUGCUGAGGUCCUGGAGGACUGAUCUGCCGAAGGGAACCUGCGCUCUUGUAGUCAUUUCAGUGGACCUUGAAGACGCUCCCCCAAUUGGAGGUGUGAGAGCGGUUGUCUUGGACUCGCAGUAUUUAUUAGAGCCAUGUGGCUCGGGGAAAUCCAGGCUCACACACAUCUGCAGAAUGGAUCUCAAGGGACGGACACCAGACUGGUACAGCAAAGCUUUUGGGCAUUUGUGUGCUACUGAAGCAGCCAGGAUCAGGAACUCCUUUCAUCCAUUGACCACAGAGGGACCAGAAACCAAAAUCUGAAUUGAAAGGGACGCAGCCUGGAGGACUGGGAGACAAGUAGCAAGGCCUGGGAUUAACCUGUUCAGUGUGAAAGGAAUACAGCUUUAAACAAGAUCAAUAUCGUCACGUAACAUAUGUGAAGCUCUCGUUUUUGCCUCAACAAAAAAGUGAGCCUCGCUCACUGAUGCUGGAAUACUAUUCAGCCAACCAUAGCUUUAUCAUACAUUGUAAUAUUGUUAUUGUUAUUAUUUGUAUUAUUUGCAUUAUAUUCUACAAUGUCUAGGACAUUAUCUGUGCUUUGCAUAACAGAGCAGUUAAAAGCUUCUGAGAAGCAGGUAUAUUUUAU